Arachis ipaensis is the source of this 1378-nucleotide messenger RNA. The record is from RefSeq and is a predicted model, not a curated record. NCBI's taxonomy places the organism in Eukaryota, Viridiplantae, Streptophyta, Magnoliopsida, Fabales, Fabaceae.
GCAAUAUAUUCUGAGGCCAUUGCUAUGGUGGAAGAGUAUCAGCAAGCCAUUUCAAUGUCUAGCCUUGGUGGACUUCGAGAUACUGGUGGUCUUUAUCCUCAGCUUGGGUUAAGGAACUCCCCUCAGGUUUAUGAGACUUUGGAGCAUCAAUUGGUUGUGGCUGAAGCAGCCCAAAGGUUGAGGCUACCUCUUAUCUCCAAAGAUGGAGAAGUCCAUACUGAGGAUAUUGAAAAAUUGAGUGUAAUGUCUCGAAGCUCCCUUGACAGUACCAACACCAGCACCACGAACAACUCAAGCACAACUUCGAUUAAUUAUGCUACUCCAAACAGUUCAGUUACUGGGAUUAAUUCUCCCCUUGCUGCUAUGGAUUCAGGGGAAGCUGCAGUUGGUGGUGUACCUAAUCGUUUUCUUGGUAUUACACCUGCUUAUUUACGGCAAACUCAACAUCAACAAACAACAUUAUCCGUGGAUAUGACAGAAUAUCACAUGUCACUCUCACGUGAGAUAGAGGCCCACUUGAAACUGAAAUGUGAUAAAUUGUCCAAUGCCUUUGUUUUGGAUGACAAUGAUUCUUCAUCAUCAGGAAUUCAAAGUUCAAGUUCUCGGCUUCCAGAAAGGGUCAAGCUGUUGAUUGAGGAGAUUGAAAGAGAAGAAGCUGCACUGCGAGAUGAUCUAUAUUCUGCAGAUAGGAAAUUUGCUGAAUAUUAUAAUGUCUUAGAGCAGAUACUUGGAGUGCUUAUCAAACUUGUUAAGGAUUUGAAGUUGGAUCAUCAGCAUAAACAUGAUGAGCUGCAGAAGACGUGGCUCUGUAAAAGAUGCGAGACCAUGAGUGCAAAAUUGAGGGUUCUGGAACAUAUUCUCCUGCUUGAAACUUAUACAAAGGACUCUAUACCUGCGCUUCAUAAGAUAAGGAAAUAUCUUGUUGAGGCAACUGAAGAAGCAUCGAUUGCGUAUAAUAAAGCAGUAACUCGCUUGCGUGAAUACCAAGGUGUUGAUCCUCACUUUGACAACAUUGCAAGGCAGUAUCAUGACAUUGUAAAGAAAUUGGAGAAUAUGCAAUGGACAAUCCACCAAGUUGAAAUGGAUCUGAAACGUUUACCAGAUAACACCACCAGUUAGGAGUUUUUAUUCAUUUGGCAUCUUAACAGUGGUUGGUUUGAUUUCUGUAAAUGGUAAAAAGUGUAUAUUGUUUGGUUAUGACUCUGCAGUGAUUGUUACUUGUCACUGAUGAUUUAGAAUGAUGUCUUAACAUCUUCUCAAGAUUUUGUGCAAUUUUCAACUUGUGUGCUUUAAACAUUUCCCCGGAAUGAUUCUCAAUUUUUGUAGAAAGGGGAAACACAACUUUUGUACUUUAAUGACAAUGAUGUUUUUACCGUUA